GAGCUUCUCUCGUCAGACCCAAAGGAAGGACCUGAAAGAGAUGCUCCCUUGUUGCUGAAACAGGAGCCAGAGUUUACCAGGAAAAAAAUAAUACUUCCAAGCUAGAAAUCGGAUCAGACUGACAAAGAUGCUAACUGAUAGAGCCCGGAAAUCUCUGCUUCCUUUGAAGUUACCAGAAGGAUUUCAGAGCAAAGUGGUUGCACCUCGAAAUGCAAAGUUGGUUACAGAGGAAAAGAAGGAUGCUCCACUGACACCCUCGGCUUUUCUGAAAGAGAUAUCUCUCACAACAGAACAAAGGCUGGCAAGCACCCAUGAAGUACACUUGCCUCACAUAAUUCAGCUUUUGGACAUGAGUGAAACCUCACACCAGAAAUUCUCCUCGGUUGAUCUGGAUCGGACUCUGUUUCAACCAUUCCCAUCAGAAGUGGUUUUUCAAAAUUAUGCCCCUUGUGAGCUCUACGAAGUACCACUGAUCCUGAGGAACAACGACAAGAUCCCACGGCUUGUGAAGAUUGUUUGUGAGAGUUCACCUUACUUCAGAGUCAUCAGCCCCAAUGAUGUGUGCAACAAAGUCGCACCUGGCAUGCCAUCCACAUUCCGCAUUCUCUUCACUCCUGAGGAAAACAAGGAUUAUUUCCAUGAAUUAACUUGCAUUACUGAGAGGGAAAAAUUCAUUGUCCCUAUCCGAGCAAUUGGUGCCAGAGGCAUUUUGGAUUUCCCAGACCAACUGAAUUUCUCCACAUCUCCCGUCAAGUACAAUACACAGAAAACCUUGCUUGUCCGGAACAUUGGCAACCGAGAGGCCUACUACCAGAUUGCCACCCAGAGACCCUUUUCUGUCAAACCCUCCAUUGGGACUCUUGGAGUAAAUGAAACCACACAAUUCACUAUUGACUUUUAUCCAGAAAAAAGUGGCAACCACUGUAAAGACCUUGUUAUACAUUAUGAUACAGGAGAAGACAUUCAUGUCAAUUUAUAUGGAGCUGCUACAGAUGUCAAUGUGAGAUUGGAUAAGAAUUCCUUGACAAUCGAGAAGACUUAUAUCACUUUAGCCAACCAGAGGUCUGUAGUCAUACACAAUUGGAGUGAUAUCAUUGCACAUUUUCAGUGGAAAGCAUUUGCAACACAUGAAAAGGAAGAAGAGAAAAAACAGAUGAUGUGUCAAACCCUGCAGGCUGAACAAAACAGUGUGCUUGAUCAGCUUCUGGUGGAAUGUAACAUGAAUCCAGCACUUCGUGAGCAUCUCUCUAUUGUCACCCGUACCUUUGAGAACCGACGGGCAACUGUCCAUGAAGAUGUAAUGCUCUUCAACAAUAAAGUCUUUUCCAUUGAGCCUCUGGAGGGAGAUGUUUGGCCCAAUUCUACAACUGAAAUCAGUGUGAUGUUCAGGCCACAAGAAGCUGGGAUGUAUCUUCAGACGGUCUACUGUGAUAUUACGGGCCGAGAAACCAGGCUCCCUUUACGUAUCAAGGGGGAGGCAAUAGGCCCCAAGCUACUUUUCAACUUUGAUCAGCUGGACGUUGGGAAAAUUUUUGUGGGAUCAUCUCACAGUUAUGAGGCAAUCUUAUCUAACCAAGGAGCUAUUGAUGCCCUCUUCCACCUGAUGUCGCCCUCCACUGUGCUGGGUGCCUGUUUUGCCUUUCAACCCAGAGAAGGAAUCCUUGAACCGGGUGGCCAUCAGGCCAUUCACAUUUCUUUCAGCUCUACUGUCCUGGGCCCCUUCUCAGAAGAAUUCAGGUUCCAUGUGAAUGGAUCUCCCCAGCCUGUGACCUUAGUGAUUCGGGGCUGCGUCAUCGGACCCACUUUUCAUUUCAGUGUCCCCUCUCUUGAUUUUGGGGAUGUCUCCUUCGGUUUUCCUCAAACCCUGUCCUGCUGCCUCAGCAACACUUCACUGGUGCCCAUGACUUUCAGCCUGCAUGUCCCAGGAGAUGGUAAUGGAGAUCCAAGUAUUAGGAGUCAGGAUCAAGCCUCUGACAUCUCAAGGCCAAUGUGGAGAAAGGCAUGGUUUGCAUCUGCAAAGCCCAAGGAAUUUACCAUCUCUCCUAGCUAUGGUACCAUUCGCCCCCAAGGAUUUCUGGAUAUUGAGGUGACCUUAUGCUCAAACACAGUGAAGACUUAUGAAACUGCCCUGGUAGUGGACAUCAAGGGUAGUGGUGAGGAUGUGCUGGCCCUCCCAAUUUCAGCAAGAUGCCUCACACCUCCACUACAUGUGGCUAGCACCACUGUGAAUUUUGGACGUUGUUUCCUGAAUUUUCAGUAUCAACAAGUGGCAAAACUUGUUAAUGAAGCUGACCUUCCAGGGUGCUAUGGUGUUCUUUCCCAGGAAUAUAAGAACUCUCCCACCAUCUUGUAUUCAAGUCCAGCGCCUUGUGGUAUUAUUCCACCUCAUGCUACAGUUGAAAUCCCAUUAGCUUUGGAAGUCAAGGAAAAAGGCCACCAGGAAACAAUGGCCUACAUAGCUAUCUUUGGGAAUGAAGACUUUCCCCUGAAAAUCCAACUGGUGACUUUUGGAGAAGGUCCUGUUGUUUAUGUGCAUCCAUCUAAGAUAGAUUUUGGCUGCAUCCAGGUUUUAAAGAAUGUUUCCAGGGCACUUUGUCUUUCAAACGAGUCUGUUAUUCCUGCACCAUUUAAGGCACAGAUGGCCCAUACUCCUUCGCAGUGGAGAAUUGACCCCAGUGAAGGGGUGGUUCCUCCAGAGGCAGAAAUAUCACUUACUCUUACUGUUAAUUUGGAUGAUACCGUAUUGUUUCAGGACAAAAUCAGCAUGGCUAUAGAGAAUAGUAAUUCUUAUAUUAUUCCAGUCCAGGCCACUGGCAUUGGAACCACCAUUGUCACAGACAAGCCAUUUGCUCCUGCCAUCAAUCUGGGACCCCAUUUCAGUUUGGAUCCCUGCUGCUAUCGUUUCAAGAUCACCAACUGUGGGCGUCGCACCCAUCAGCUUUAUUGGAUGACUGAAGGUUUUGCCCCAUUUCGCCAGCACAACACAUUCCCUGCCAUCAGCGCCAGCACGAAGAGCCCGACCAUCCCCGCAAAGACAGAAUCUCAAGGUCCUGUGUUCAAGCUUCAGCCACUGAGAAUGGAACUGGCCCCAGGAAAGAGUAUGGACAUGGUCCUGGAAGGAUCUUCUGACAUCCCCAAGCUGGUAAAGGAGAGAUUGCUGUGCCAUGCGAUCAUAGGGAAGCAGUCUGGAAAAGAACGUAUCAUGAAGGUUGAUGUCACUUGUGAAUUCAUCGCACCAGUUCUGCAGAUUUCCUCCAGAGCAGUUACUUUCCGCGUGGAGAAGAACCCCAGUGAUAUUUUGACCGCAGAGUAUAAGCCUCUGUCCUUGAAGAAUGUUUCCUCUUUGCCACUCAGGGUUGUCCUUUCUUUGCAAGAGCCCUUUGCCCUCUGUGAUGCAAAUCACAAAAAGAUUCCAGUUCCUGAACAGCCUUUAAAAAUGGACAUUGGAGAGAUACAUCAUCUUUCAGUCAGGUUUAACCCUGUCUAUAGAGAUGAUCUGUGUAGUCGCGUAUUGGAAGAGGUUCUUGUUUUGCGUUACUUGGAGCAUCCUCACGUGGACUAUGUUGAUCUCCGGGGAGAAGUGCAUUUCCCAAACCUCCACUUCCAAACAAUGGAUCUCGAUUUUGGCUGCAUCUUGAAUGACACAGAAGUUAUCCGUGACAUCAGUAUGAGCAACUGCAGUCCCCUUCUUAUCAGAUAUCGCUGGUCCUUCCUCAUAGAUGAUCGUGAGUCCUUCAUCAGGUUCAGCUCUGAAAACAUUUGGCCUCUUCAUGCCCAGAAAAGGACAGAAGAGCAGGAGAUCCUGAAGCCGCCACAAAGCCCCUCAAGGUGCAAGAUUCACAAGGAUUCCAUCAGGUUUGUAUAUGACAAAUCCACCAAAGGCCAAGAAGGUGGCCUUAAUAAGGAAUACCUUUGUGCCUCUCCAGCAGGCCCUCUGGAGAAAGGGCUGGACAAAGUGGAAAGAAAAACAGCUGUUGAAGAAAAUACCAGCUGUGCAAGUGGAGAAGAGAUUUCUGUUAAAGAAUUGGAUGAUGUACAAAUUAUGCCUGAAAUACAGUUAUUUUUGCAAACUUCUGAAGUAGACCAAGAGGCUCCAGAGAAUAACCAGCCAGGAACCAAAGAUGUCCUGUGGUGUGCAGAGUCAGAGGAGCCACACUUGACAGGCGUGGAAGAAGUUUUUGACAUCUUGCCACUAUAUGGAACAUUGCAGCCAAAUGAGACCCAGCAAAUGUCAUUUACUUUCUACGGCCAUGCCAACAUUGUUGCUUGUGUCAAAGCACUCUGUGAAACAGAGGGAGGCCCCACCUAUGAAAUUCUGCUGCGGGGUGAAGCCUCAUUUGUUCGCUAUGUGUUUGACCAAAAGGAAAUUGAUUAUGGACUGCAGCCCUUGGACCACAUCUGUAUGGCUGAGAUUAUUCUGAGAAACAAAGGAAAAGUUGGAUUUGAAUACUCUGUGCUUGAUGCCAUCCAGGCCUCAGCUGACAACCCUCCCCCCGGUGUGCCAUUGACUCUACCCGCCACUAAUUAUAUUGACUCAGGAAAGGAGCAAAUAUUGAAAGUCUAUUACUUACCAGGAGUUCCAGAAGUCUUUCAGAGAACCUUCCAAAUACAGGUGGCUCACCUGGAACCAGAUAGUAUCACUCUGAAAGGACAGGGAAUUUUCCCUAGAAUUUGCUUGGAUCUGCCCAGGAAUAUUCGCGGAAAUGAACGGCACAGCAUCAUCUUCAAAGAAGUGAAGCAGCGACUAGAACAGGAAACACAGAAAGAAUUCACUAGUAAUUCUGAAGCAUUGACGACUGAACCACCCAUGGAAGAAUCCUUCACCACGCUUGACACACAACUGCAGAUGGAGUUGGAAAGGCUGCUUGUUCAAGAGCACGCUCUGGAGCAACAGAAGCUGCUGGCCUCUGUUUCAGUGGAUGACCCUGCUGGCUGUCAGCGAGCUCGCCGGAAACUGGUCAAAGCCCAGCUACCUGAGUAUAUCUUAGAUUUUGGCUAUAUAAUCAUGGGCACCAUCAGAACUCACAUCAUCAAGAUCACAAACACUGGCCACUUCCCUGUCUCCUUCCAUGCAGAUCGACGGGACCUACGGGAUACAGGUUUCAACACUGAACUGGAUCGGGUGAAGAAUCUGCCUUUCUGCGAAACAGAGACGUUUGAAAUAUGGUUUGACCCCCAGAGUGCUGGCUGUGCCCUUGGAGAGAUAGAAGUGCUGCUGCCAAUCAAGGUUAUGGCUGGUCCCACGUUCCACAUCUCUCUUCGGGCCACCGUGAUCAUGCCAUCUCUCUGCAUGUCCAAUGACAAUCUGGAAUUCUCUGCUGUCCAGUGUGGACAGUGCCAGGUGGAGACCAUCCAGCUUCACAAUCAGCUGCAGGUCGUAUGCGAGUGGUUUGCCACAAGCAAUGAACAAAUGAAAAAGGUGGAUAAGCACAUGCCGAUAACCUUGCGCCGGAAAAUGCGUGAACCCAAGGUGAAGCCCCAUGUCUUUGAGAUGAUUCCCCCGUAUGGGAUCCUGGCUCCCGGAGAGCGGCUCAAUGUGCAGGUCAAGUUUGCCCCAAGAGAAGAGAAAUUGUACCACAAUGUCCUGAUCUUGAGCAUUUCGCAAAGCACUCAGCAACUACUGCUGAAUGUCUCUGGGCAAGGUCUGGAGCCACGUCUUGAAUUCAGCCCCUCCCUCCUGGAACUGGGGCCUCUCCUUCCCUAUGGCAUUGGGGAUGAAGCUGAAGUGGUAGUGAAGAACCCCUGCAGCUUCCCUAUUGAGUUCUACUCCUUAGAAUUUGACCAGCAAUAUCUUCUAGAAGAGCGGAUUUUGCGGAUGCUGAAGGGCUACGAUAACCACCGUAUCCUUCUGCUGCCUCCUCGCAUGCCAGGAGAGAAGCUGCCUAUUGAAGUGCUGGAAUAUUUUGAGGAACAAAAGAAGAUUCAAGGCGACCAGGAAGGAUUGAAUCUGGAUAAUGAGGAAGAAGAAAGCACUCAUUUUUCUGAACAUGGAAUGAAGCCUCACCCUUCAGUUAUGCAAGCAGCAGUCACAGGGGGCUCUGCUCUUCCUUCUCUGUCACUUAUGGACAAUAACCGGACACUCCAGGCAGAAUCCAAAAUUGAUCAGGAGGAAGAAGAGGAAGAAGAGGGAACGGAAAAAGGUCAAAUGCAAGGGAGUCAACAAAGCCUCAACAAGCAUAAGGAAGCAGUUGGAGAGCUAGACAACAAUCCUGUUUCUAAAGCCAUUGCUCGCCAUCUUGGCAUUGAUAUCACUCCAGAAGGACGCGCUGCCAGAAACCGUAGGGGUAUUGCUAUUAUAAUUCAUGGAGCUCCCUUUACAGGGAAGACUAGUGCUGCUGUAGUCCUGGCGAAACACUACAGUGCAGCUUGCUUGUCCAUUGACUCGGUGGUCCUGGAAGCCAUCUCAGAUGGCAGUAGUUCAGCAGGGCUUCGUGCACGGGAACUCUGCAUCCGAGCUGCUAUUGAGCAGGCCCAGCGAGAAAACGACGAUGGUGGCACAGAGGGGCAGCCAGCCCUUGCUCUUGGCACCCGGCUGAGCACUGAGGCUUUGGCCAAGCACACCUCGAAUGGCAGCCAGCAGAGCUCCGAGUCCAAGACAGGGCCCCUCUCUAUUGUCUCCCGGGGCUACCGAGGAAGCACCGCCACGGCCAAAGGCAAGCUGGAAAGCCACCUGUCUCUGAAACAGCAGCAGCAGCAGCAGCAGCAGCAGCAGCAGCAGCAGCAGCAGCAGCAGCAGCCAGAUCAGCCUGGAUCCCAGGUACCCUCCAGCCCGAUCACCAGCGCCCCCCUCCAGCGACGCCUGAGUGUCAGUGCCAGUGGAGUUGGUGAUUAUGGUCUGAUGAGUUGCGUACUUCCAGAUGAGCUUUUGGUGGAGAUACUUUCAGAGAGGAUGCAGCUGAGUGAUUGCUAUCGUGGCAUGGUGUUCGAUGGGUUAGAAACUAUGUUUGCCCGCAGCAUGGUAUCAGCACUCCUCUGCCUACUCAAAGCAAUCAACAACCGGCGGUAUAUCUAUUUCGUGAAUCUCUUCCAGGAUUUUGCGGCUAUGAAAGCUAGAGAGAUAAGCAAACAAGAGCAGGAAGAGCGGGCACAGCAGGAAGCUGUUGCAAGAGAGAAAGCUCGUCUUCAGGAAAUGGAUGAAGAGGAGUAUGAUGCCCUUACUGAAGAACAAAAGAUCCAAUUUGACAAUGAGCUGCUGCAGGCCUUACGAGAGAGAAAAAGAAGGGAGCUGGAGAAGCUAGCUCGAGAGCUGGAGGAAAAGAAGCAUCAACAAGAACUGGAGCGCCAGCGGGAGGAAGAGGAGGUGAAGAAGAAGUCCAAGCGAUAUAAGAGGGAUGGGGGGAAAGAGAAAGAAGAGGCAGCAGGGAAAAAAGGCCAGCAAGGAAGCAAGCAGAACCCCACCAUAUCAGCUUACAAAUCAGAAGGGAAGCUGAAUGAAGGGCUAGAGAGAAAAGGUUCUGCAAAGGAGCGUCCAGAUGUGAGUGUCAAUGACAAAGAUGAGAAGAAAAAGAAGAGCAGAAUGGCGCUGCAGAAUGAGCAGCCAGGCACAGCGCCUCCUGCAGCCCAGGAAGAGGAGGAAGCAGAAAAGGAUAUAAGCGAGAAUGAGAAGAGCUUGGCACAGCGGUUCAAGCUGUACGAGGCCAGCCAGAAGGAGAUCGCUCAGAUCCUGAUGUUCUGGGACAGGGUCCAGCUGGUGCAGCUGCAGCCACCAGGCUCAGAGGAUAAGCAGGAGGAAGCUGAGGAUCAGCGCCAGGCUCCAUCCGGUCGCAAAGGCAGGAAGGACCGGGAAAGAGAGCGCCAGGAGAGGCUGGAGAAGGAGCGGGCAGAGAAGGAGCGCUUGGAGAAGGAGAAAGCAGAGCGGGAACGCCUGGAAAAGCUGAAGGCCAUGGAGGAUAGCAGAGCCGCUGGGUUGGAGGGAGAAGGAGGAGGAGAAGGCAUGGAGAGGGACCUUGGCAUCCCCUCUCUGGAAAUCCACGUGCUCAGUUCCGAGGAGUCCAGUGGCAAGCGGAUCCUGGAAAGUGGCAAACUGCCCAGGGUAAUCCAGAUCUUGAAUGGUUUGGGGCUGGGUCCCUCAGGGCCGCCCAUUCCUCCCACCGCCUUUUUCUCAGUGAUCCCAUACCCCGAGAAGCGACCAGCACAAGUUGCCUCAGAAGCUCUCAAGCACUUCACCUUCAUUAUUCCUGAAGAACUGAAUCAAGAGGAGGACAAAAAGGAGGGUGAGAGUGGUGUGGAGACUCCAGCAAGUCUCCCUGUGGCAAAGGAGGAUCUGGCCACCCCUACUCGAGGCAAGUCCAGGAAGGAGAAACCUGAGGUCUCCCGUGAAGCCCCGAAGGAAAAGAAAGGUGCCUCUCGCAGCAGAAAAGGCAUCCAUCCCAGCCCCGGCACCAUGACCACGCUGUCUGAGCUUGAUCAGGGCAGUCCCACCACAGAGGCUUCCAGUGAGAAGCUGCUCAGGUUGAACUGCUUUCGCUGGAUUGUACCUGCUAAUGGGGAAGUUUCGAUGCGCAUCCAUUUCUCUUCCACCAAAACAGCACUCUUUGAUCAGGUUCUAAAUUUUGAAAUCCUUGGAACUCGGAGACAGUAUCAGGUGUGCUGCAGGGGCACCUGCACGUACCCUACCAUCUGCCAGGAUCCCACGAUAGUGUUUCCCCAUCGUAAGAAGACUAUCAAGCCUGAUGAAAUUGUCUACAAGAAAUACAUCCUGAGCUUGGGUGUAUUCCACUUUGGUCCCUUGCUUUGUGGCAAGUCAAGAGAAAAGUACAAGGCUGCACGAUAUCCCAACCACUUUGAAAAACUCACCAUUCUCAACAUCUCCCCUUUGGAGGUCGAAGUGCACUUCUUCUUCCAGCAGGACUCCAGGGCAGUCACGUACCUCUUGGACCCACCCAUGCUGAUGCUGAAGCCGAACCAGAAGCAAGUGUUGACCGUCUGGGCUUACCCAACAGCAGCUGGUGUGUUUGAAGAUAGCAUCAUCUGUUGUGUGAAGGAGAAUCCGGAGCCAGUCACCUUCCGGAUCUGCUGCCAGGGGGUUCGCCCAGAAGUGGAGCUGGACCGCCGACAGCUGCAUUUUGAAAAGUUGUUGCUGCACAGAAAGGAAACAAAAUCACUUUACCUAAAGAACGUGACUCCCCUGCCAGUCGCCUGGCGGAUCAGUGGCCUGGAGAACAUUGGCGACGACUUCUGCUUGUCUGAGGACAUUGGCAUCAUUGAGCCCUUCACUGAGCACUGCCUGCUGGUCAACUUCAAGGCCACUAAAGCCCUCAACCUCAAGAAGGCUAUCCGGCUGGAGGUUUCUGAUGCAGAAAAUAUUCUGGGAAUUGUUCAGAUUGAAAAUAUACAGAUUGUUGCUGAGGCCUAUGAUGUCGCCCUGGAUAUCAGUUUCCCCAAAGGAACAAAUGGUGGUUUGGAAUUUGGGGUUGUCAGAGUUAUGGACGAAGCUAAGCAAAUGUUAUCAAUGAAGAACAAAGGCAAAUACGAGAUUGCUUUCAGCUUGGUUAUUGAAUCCACAGAAUAUGGGAUGUCUAACCUGGGUCAGCUGUUCACCAUCCAGCCCCAGAAGGGGAAUCUGAGCCCCAAUGACCGCCCUACACAGGUCCAGAUUGUCUUCCAUUCGAAGGAGGAAGUGAAAAUUGAGGACAAGCCUGUUCUGCAGUGCCACGUGAUUGAGCCUUCCCUCUGUGAGGGGGGGGAGACCAUUGCCACCAUCCCCAUCCGAUUGUCAGUGCUGUCCUUAUUCAGCAAGUACAAUAUUGUCCCUCCAUCCGUCAUUAACUUUGGGCCGCUCAUGAACGGCACCCGGAAGACCAGCAGCUUCACCAUCGAGAACAAGGGGGUCCUGGACUUUAAGUUCACCACCUGCAAGCAAGUCCGUGACGUUGUGAUUACAGCAAGGAAAGGAAACUCUAACAUCAAAAGUUCCCGUUCCCGUGACACAGACCUCAGCCGGCAGAAUGCUUUUAUGAGCACGGGCAGGCAAAGCAAACAUGCGGACUCUUUGCAGAAAGACAUGAACCUGAUAGGGCAGGCUCGCUUCUCUCUCGGUAUGUUCACUGUAUCUCCGGGGUAUGGAAACAUUGCCGCAGGAGGCCAUCAGGUCAUCACGGUGGAUUGCUUUGCUGAGCCUGCUGGGAAGUGUGAAGAAUACCUGAUCAUUGAGAUCACAGACCGAGACCCCGAAGACAGUCCAGGAGGCAUCCUCUACACUCUUGUUGCAGAGUCCUGCAUCCCAGGAUUUUUGACUGACAAUCCAGGGAUCAUUUACGAGGAGCAUCGGAUCUGUAACAGUGGCAACCUCAGCCAGGUGCUGAAGUCCGUCGGCUGCGAAGGUGUGUUUGUGACAGAUGAGAACAAGUUUCUUUUUAACAAUGUCCUGGUUGGGCACCAGGCAACAGCCCGCUUCAAGAUCUGCAACCCUGGCCGAAUCCCCUGCGAUGUUGUCAUGACCACAAAACCCAUUUCUGCCAAGUCCACUGCCCGAAUCAGCGACACCUUUGAGCUCCAUUCUGUGCGCAUGUCCAUCGCCAGUCAUUCGCAUGCCUUUGCUACCCUGACCUUCUCACCACAGGCCAUGCAAAACUACCAGUGCAUUUUUGAGGCUUCAGUAGAUGCAAUGCCCAGUGUGGUUGCCAGAUCAAGAGCUCUGUCCUUUGAAGUCAGUGGAGAUGGCAGCCUUCCUCAGAUCACCAUUGUGCGCCCUGUUCUUCACAAUAAAAAGGGAAACCCGCUCCUCCUCUUCCGAAAGCUCCUCUUAGGUCACACGGAGGCACUCCCCCUUGUCCUUAAGAACAGCGGAAGCCUUUUAGUCCAGUUGUACCUGGAUGUGUCCGAUGAGAGUGGGGCCUUCACCCUGAGGCCCAGGCCCACCACCCAGUGCAUUUACCUCUCUUCUCAGAACGAGGAGAGUGAGUCCAGCGAUGGAGUCCGAAAACCACACACGGCCUCCUUGGUGCUGCACAACGGGGAGGCAGCUGAGUUGGAUGUGAUUUUCCAGCCCAGCUUGGUCCAGCGGGUGGAAGGGCUGAUCCACCUCUCUAUUGUGGACAACCCGUAUGAGGAAACCAGCAUCCAGAUGGUUGGCGAAGGCUACCAGGAUAACGUCACGCUAGACAAUGUUCAUAGCCCAGUGGUCGAUGCAGAGCACAUUGAGGGGCAGCUGGAGGAGAACACAGGAGAGGCAGUGAGAAUGGACCACAUCCAGUUUGGAGAUUGCCACAUUGGGAAGCUGUAUCAGGCUGCAUUCUCAAUCACAAAUCACAGCAAGUUGGACGUGAUGAGAUUUGAAUGGCCUGCUGUGGGCCCCUGCCAGUUCUCCCCGCAGGUUGGCCAUCUCCAUGCAAAGUGCACUAAAAACAUCACUUUGGCUUUGAAGUCCAGCCUGCCCAUCACCCUCCGGGAGCAGCUCCUCAGGUGCAAGGUGUCCAGAAUUGCCUUCCAGUGCCCUGCUGACCAGGUCCCGGACUGGGAUGAUCGCUUGCAUACGGUCAAAUGGGUGGAUGUGUCAAAAGGUGUCCCAAGUAUACGUCCAGCAAAAAAGAAGGUGAUAGAGACUGAUCCAGAACCUGCUCAUAUGACUGUGGAGGAGAGUAGCCAGGACCUGGUGCUUCGAGUGAGUGCCAACGUUGACUUUGCCCAGUAUAAAAUGGAUGAGGAUGCCGUCCACUUCAGAGACACGUUACUCUUCCAAACAAGGGUAUUCACGAUGGAGCUGUCCAACACGGGGAAUGUGCAACUGGAGUAUUCCUGGAAAGUGGUCAUGGAAGAAGGUGGGAAGGCUGUCAACUUUGCUACUGAACCUUUGUCAGCAAGCCCAGAAGGGAACCCAUCUAGAGCAUCAACUGUUUCCAUCAAGGUCCAGCCUAGCCGGCCCUUCAGCCAGCUGGGAAGCCUCCUGGAGAGUUUCUCUUCCUACGUCUUUCCAGUAGUCACCCGCCCUCCAUUCUUCAUGGAGCCCAGCAGCGGGAAGAUCCCUCCAGGGAAAUCUCAGUCCCUCCAAGUUAAAUUCUCUCCCCAGGAAGUAGGAGAGUUUGAGGGUCGGCUACUCUGCAGGAGCUUUGCCAUCCUGAACCCCACCAACGCCACCUACUCUUUCCAGUGGAGGUGUGAGCAGCAGGAGGAGAGGAAGACUCCCCCAGCCUUCAUCUGUUUCACUGAGCGGGGGCUCCUUCGGCCAGAGAAGAAGAUAGAGAUCAUAUUCGAAUUCAUUCCCAAACAUCUGGAUAUUACUGAAUCCUUCUGGACCUUCACCAUUUUCGAACACAACAUCACGGUCCCUUUCCUCCUGGUGGGCCACACAACUGACCCGGCUGUCUCUUUCGAGAAAGUCCACCUGAAUCUCCACUCGCUUCUGAUUGGACAUGAAGCUCGUGAGUGCAUCCAUAUUCACAAUGAUGAGAACAAAGCCUAUACUUUUGCUUUCCGAGACGCUUCCCGUUUUUCAGAGGGGCGAAUCAACUGCUUGAGCGUACAGCCCAUGGAAGGGCUGGUCCUGCCUCGUUCCAGAUUCCCCAUUCACGUCCACUUCACACCAACCCAGGAAGGAGAAGUGAAUUUCAACCUUCUCUGUGACGUCAAGAAGAAAAGCCAGCCGCUCUGUCUGAAUGUCAAAGCCACUGGCCACACCAUGAAUGUCUCCGUGAAAUGUGAAGAAAACCACGGGGUGGUGACAGAGCUGAACCCUGAGCAUCCGAAGCAGAUCCACUUCCGUGAGAUGCAAGUCAAUGAUUACGCAAAGUGCAACUUCUCCAUCCUCAACACCGGCAAAUUUAACUUCACCUUUUCCUGGGAAUUCUGCAAUGGCAAGAAGUUCCGGCAGUAUUUUGCCCUCUCCCCAGAGAGUGGCUCUGUGGAAGCCGGAGAGCGGGUGGAGGCCAGGCUCUCCUUCCACCCGCUGAAGGCCUUCACCUUAAAGGACAUGGAACUCAAGCUGCAGAUAAGCCACGGCCCUACAUUUACAUGUGUGUUGCAAGGCUCAGUGUUGGCUCCCAGUAUCCAUUUCUCGGUCCUCAGAGUGGACUUUGGCAACAGUUUCAUCUACCAAGCUGGGAUGCCCAUUUCCAAGAGAACCUUGGUGAUCACUAAUAAAGACAGCAGGAAAGCCAGUGUGGAGUGCUUGUUCAUCAACACAGCCUACCUUGAGAUCGGUUUCCGUCCUGCAGCUCUAAGUCCUGGAGAAAAAGUGGAGAUUUCCAUCAGCUUCUAUCCUCGAGAAGCCAUUUCCUACCAUGAAAUGGUCACCUUUGAAAUAAAUGGGAUCUUACAGCAGACUGUAGAGAUCUUUGGGAAAGGCAUUGAGAUGAAGAUAGAUGUUGUGGAGCCUCCCCAGAAAGUACUGAAAUUCGGAGCUAUCCCUCCAGGGCACAUUGUGAAGAAGGGAGUCACACUAGUGAACAACAGUGUCACAUUUGUCGUAUUCAGCCUAAGUUUUGUGGCUUCCAUCCCGGAAUUGCAGGAAGCAAAGGUGCUCACUAUGUCUCCUAGUGGUGAAAUCACUUUGAAGCCCCAGGGGGGCACCUGUCACGUGGAAGUGACAUUCAGUCCGAAGAGCCGCAUCCUGCCCUUCUCUGAGGAGGUUCUGCUCGAGUGCCAGGGGGUCCUGAACUCCCUCUUCAUUGUGCAAGGCUGCUGCCAGGGCGUUGAAGUCCACCUGGACCAGGAUCACAUCCCUUUUGGAGCUGUGGUGCUGCGGAGCCAAGCUUCUCGGCGCAUCAUGAUGCAGAACUCUGGAGACCUCGGAGUGGGCUUCCGAUGGGAUGCCAAACGCUUCAGACCAGACUUCUCCAUCAAACCGAUAGAAGGUUACAUUUCUCCAGGAACAAGUGUCCCCUUUGAAGUGACCUUCCACCCUUGUGAGCAGAGUCAGGACAUCUGCUAUGAAAACCUCCCGUGUCACAUCCAAGGAGGGGAACCCGUGAGACUCACACUGAGUGGAUUGUGUGUGAGCGUCCCGCCUGUCAAAGAGGUGGUGAAUUUCAUAUGCCAGGUGCGUGGAAAGCAGACACAGACCAUCAUGCUAUCCAACAAAACUAACCAACCGUGGAUGUUGCGGCCCAUUAUUGAGGGAGAACAGUGGAAAGGGCCAGAGUACGUCAGAGUGGAAGCCCACCAGCAGAACAAGCCCUAUGAAAUCACAUACAGGCCUCUGGCUAUGAACGUAGAAAACAAGAAGGACCAGGGCUCCGUCUUCUUCCCCCUCCCAGAUGGAACAGGGCUGCUUUACCUCCUGCAAGGCACUGCUGAGCCUCCCAAGUCAGCUGGGAACAUCAUGAGGGAAAUUCCGUGCAAAACAUCCUACACGGAACUGCUUCCCAUCACCAACUGGUUGAACAAGCUGCAAAGGUUCCGGGUGAUACUUGACAUGAUAAAGCCAGAAAAACUGGAAGUCACAACCACCCUGAAAACUCUGGACUAUAUUGAAGUACCAGCUUCCACCAAGAAGGACCACAAGCUCACCUUCUUCUCUUACAAAGAGGGCAUGUACACCGCCAAGGUCACCUUCCGCAAUGAGGCCACUCAGGAAUUCUUAUUCUAUCUGAUCACAUUUAAAGCCACCCCGUGUGGCCCACUAGGCACCCUCGAGUUGACCACAGCUGUCCGGCAAAGCACCGCCUCCUCAGUCAAGGUGGAGAACCCGCUGCACUACCAGGUGUCCUUCAAUACGGACUGCAAGGUGCCAGACAUCAACCUGCCUCCUCAGUUCAUGGUCCCUGCUCAGUCUGAGGGGACGCUGGUCUUCGAGUUCCUGCCAAUGAGGCCCGGGGAGACCAGCGGGCGGCUGGCCCUCAACAGCAGCGACCUGGGCUCUUUCCAGUACGACCUGAUCCUGAAGGCCACACCGGCCCGCCUAGAGAAGCCCCUCUGCUUCUCCACCAUGCUGGGCAGCAGCCAGAGCUUGGUGGCCAAGAUCGUCAACUACACCCGCCAGAAGACAGAGUAUUCCACCAAGAUCGACAGCCCGGACUUCCAGGCCGAGAAGGUCAUCAGCGCGCCCGCGGGCGCCCAGACGGGCACGGAGGUGGGCGUGGAAGUGACCUUCGAGCCCUGCCAGCUGGGCGAGGCCCGCGGGACCCUCCUGCUCUCCUCGGCGGCGGGCGGCGACUACCUGAUCCCGCUGCGGGGAACGGCGCUGCCCCCCCGGCCGCAGGGCCCGGUGCAUAUCCGGCUGGGCGCCAGCGCGGUGCUGCCCUUCAAGAACGUCUUCCUGCAGCCCACGGCCUUCAGCUACGCCGUGGACAGCGCCGCCUUCUCGGUGCGCGCCGCCGAGACCAUCCGCCCCAAGAAGACGACCACCAUCUCCGUGGCCUUCGAGGGCGCCGGCGGCGGGAACAAGGCGCCGGUCACCGGCAAGCUGGUGGUCUCGUGCCCGCGUGCCGCCGGGCUGGGCUCGCCCGUCAGCUGGGUCUACUACCUGAGAGGGGUCCCGCCGGAGAAAUAGCGCGCGAAAUAAAGUUGUUCUCAGAAAGGA
This is a messenger RNA of Notechis scutatus (mainland tiger snake), 15457 nucleotides long. NCBI's taxonomy places the organism in Eukaryota, Metazoa, Chordata, Lepidosauria, Squamata, Elapidae. The record is from RefSeq and is a predicted model, not a curated record.